AUGGUCAUAUCGUUUUAUUUAUGGUACGUGCUAGUCAAGCAAGAUCUUGAAAUCGAAAAGAGAUGUUUUUGGUGGGUUUCUGCUAUAAUUUGGUUAUCCACCAUAGUGUACACCAUUUCAGAGAUAAUAUUGUCGACUAACGAAGACAAUUGGGGGGUUUUGAUUUCUUCAUUUAAUUGCAAGGGAUCUAAAAACAAGAGAAAUUUUUACGGUUAUGCAAUUCCAACAAUAUCGCUGGUAUUUGUGGCGCUGAUAAUGACGUGUCAUACUUCAGUUAUCUUGUAUAACCGAUGGAAGAAAUUUAAUGACAAUAUGAACAGGACAACAGCGAUUAAAUUAGGACGGGCGGUUCGAUUGAACAUCCUCUGUAUUUUGUACAUAACAUAUUUGUUAUUUACACUCAUACCUCGUUUCAUAAGUCAUCACAGUAACCUUCCAUCAUCUUCAUAUUUAG
Funneliformis caledonium is the source of this 454-nucleotide messenger RNA. NCBI's taxonomy places the organism in Eukaryota, Fungi, Glomeromycota, Glomeromycetes, Glomerales, Glomeraceae. The record is from the annotation of a GenBank genome assembly.